Urocitellus parryii (Arctic ground squirrel) is the source of this 1565-nucleotide messenger RNA. RefSeq names its product alpha-methylacyl-CoA racemase (gene Amacr). Gene Ontology annotation, biological process: bile acid metabolic process. The record is from RefSeq and is a predicted model, not a curated record. Gene Ontology annotation, cellular component: mitochondrion. Gene Ontology annotation, molecular function: alpha-methylacyl-CoA racemase activity. Lineage: Eukaryota; Metazoa; Chordata; Mammalia; Rodentia; Sciuridae.
GGCUAGCGGGAUUGGGGCGGCGCCUUAGGCAGGAGUGAUCCAGGUCCGCUUUAGGCAGGAGUGAUCCAGGUCCGCUGAACCUUUUGCAGGGGCCGGGCUGGGAUUGCUCAGUCUUCUUCUGAAGGAGCCGAGAGGCAGUAUGGCUCUGAAGGGCGUCAGGGUCGUGGAGCUGGCUGGCCUAGCCCCCGGCCCGUUCUGCGGUAUGGUCCUGGCGGACUUCGGAGCGCAGGUGCUGCGCGUGGACCGGGUCGGCUCCCUCGGCGAUGUGAGCCAGUUGGCCCGGGGCAAGCGCUCGCUGGUGCUGGACCUGAAACGGGCGCAGGGAGCAGCCGUGCUGCGGCGCCUUUGCACGCGUGCAGACGUGCUUCUGGAACCCUUCCGCCGCGGUGUCAUGGAGAAACUCCAACUUGGGCCAGAGAUUCUGCUGCAGGAGAAUCCAAAACUCAUCUAUGCUAGACUAAGUGGCUUUGGCCAGUCAGGACGAUUCUCCAGGAAAGCUGGUCAUGACAUCAACUACUUGGCUUUGUCAGGUGUUCUGUCAAAAAUUGGCAGAAGUGGUGACAAUCCAUAUGCUCCCCUGAAUCUCCUGGCUGAUUUUGGUGGUGGUGGCCUCAUGUGUGCACUGGGCAUUCUGAUGGCUCUCUUUGAACGCACACGCUCUGGCAAAGGUCAGGUCAUUGAUGCAAACAUGGUGGAAGGAACAGCAUAUCUCAGUUCUUUUCUGUGGAAAACUCAAAACGUGGGACUGUGGCAACAGCCUCGAGGACAGAACCUGUUAGACGGUGGAGCGCCUUUCUACACGACUUACAGRACAGCAGAUGGGCAGUUCAUGGCUGUGGGAGCCAUAGAGCCCCAGUUCUACAGACAACUCAUCCAAGGACUUGGACUAAAGUCUGAAGAACUUCCCAAGCAGRUGAGCAUGACCGAUUGGCCGGAAAUGAAGAAGAGAUUUGCAGAUGUGUUUUCUAAGAAGACCAAGGCAGAGUGGUGCCAGAUCUUUGAUGGCAUAGAUGCAUGUGUGACCCCGGUGCUGACCCUUGAAGAGGCUGCCUGCCACGACCAUAACAGAGAACGGGGGUCCUUCAUGACUGACGAGGAGCAGCACGUGAGUCCCCGACCUGCGCCUCUGCUGUCCAACACCCCAGCCGCCCCUUCUGCCRAAAGAGACCCUUUGGUAGGAGAACACUCGGAGGAUAUACUUAAAGAAUUUGGGUUCAGCCAGGAGGAGAUUGACCAGCUACGUUCAGAUAGAAUUAUUGAAAGUAAUAAACCAAAACCAAAAGCUCAUCUCUAGCUUCUAGAUUCACAGUUCAAAUGCGUUUGAAUGGAGCACUUGCAAUGGAGAAUAAUACAUAGCAGUGUCUGCAUGGAAAUGUGGGAUGACGGUAAUGCCGUGAUCCAACUAUUCUGAUCAAGAAACAUGGAAGAUUGAUUACACAGUAACGGUUGCAGUCUGAAAAUUGUUAUCAGUAUAUUUGAUUUAGGGGUAUUUUACAUAUUCAUAUUAUCUUGUGGGAUUUUUUCUGCCUUCCAAUUUGCUUGAUAAAAUGUAUUUGUUGAUAUUA